Messenger RNA from Cokeromyces recurvatus, 1109 nucleotides. RefSeq names its product NADP-dependent oxidoreductase domain-containing protein. The transcript is spliced from 7 exons. NCBI's taxonomy places the organism in Eukaryota, Fungi, Mucoromycota, Mucoromycetes, Mucorales, Mucoraceae. Gene Ontology annotation, cellular component: cytosol. The coding region runs from base 62 to 1000 and encodes 312 amino acids. The record is from RefSeq and is a predicted model, not a curated record. Gene Ontology annotation, molecular function: aldose reductase (NADPH) activity.
CAUUUUUUAUUUUAUUUUAUUUUUUACAAAAAGAAAAACAAAAAGACAAUAAUAAAUAACAAUGGCUCUUAAUAGAAAAAUAACUCUAAACACGGGUAAUGAAGUUCCUGUUAUUGGUCUCGGUACCUGGUUAUCAAAACCUGAUGAAGUUAGAAAAGCAGUUAAAUGCGCUCUCGAAACUGGCUAUCGACAUUUAGAUUGUGCUUACGUGUAUUGUAAUGAAGAUGAGGUAGGUCAAGGUAUUCGUGAGUCUGGUGUACCUCGUAAAGAAAUCUUUAUUACUUCCAAGCUUUGGAAUACUCAUCAUCGUAAAGAGUAUGUUAAAGCCGCUGUAAAAGCUUCUCUUAAAGCUUUAGGUCUUGAUUAUUUGGAUCUCUAUUUAAUUCACUGGCCUGUUUCCUUUAUAAAUUCUGGAAAGCCUGAAGAGACACCUGUUGUUCCUAACAUGGAAUAUCUUAUUCCUAAAAAGAAUGACAUUGUUCAACUUGAAGAAGUUGAUCCUUUAGAGACUUGGAAUGCUAUGGAAGAACUUGUUGAAGAAGGCUAUGUUAAAGCCAUUGGUUUAUCCAAUUUUAAUAUUGAAAAGACUCAAUAUAUUUUAGAUCAUUGCAAAAUUAAACCUGCUAUGAACCAAAUUGAAUUACAUCCCGCUUUACAACAGCCUGAACUUGUUUCAUUCUUGCACAAGAAUAAUAUUCAAGUAACAGCUUAUUCUCCUCUCGGAAAUAAUGUUUAUGGUGAAAAACGUAUUGUAGAUGAUCCUAUCAUUCUUGAUAUUGCCAAAAAAUUAAAUAAAUCUCCAGCACAAAUAUGUAUUGCAUUUGCUGCACAAAGAGGUCUUAUUGUGAUUCCUAAAAGUGUUACACCUAGUCGUAUUGUCGAAAAUUUCCAAGACUUUGAACUUUCUAAAGAAGAUUUCGACUCUAUUGCUUCUUUGGGCUCGAGAAACAUUCGUUAUAAUGAUCCUGGAUUGAAAGAUUGGAAUUGUACGAUUUUCUAAUUAGACAAGGAAAGAAAAAAAAAUAGAUGCCAGUAUGCUGUGCAUAAUAUCAUUUGUAAACAGAAACAUAAUAAAAUAAAGCACGCAUAUAUGCUCAAAUAAUAACGUG